GAAUACUUGUUUGUUAUUUGCAUGAAAUGUAAGGUUAGAUGUUAUGCAGGUAAGGCUAGAACCUAUUUGCGCAGAAAGCAUGAUUAUAUAAAUGCAAGGCAGCAAGUAGAAGUUGUAAAGGCAGUAGAGAGAUUAGAGGGUAUUGUGCAAAACUAG
Molecule: messenger RNA, 156 nt
Organism: Phialemonium atrogriseum
Lineage: Eukaryota; Fungi; Ascomycota; Sordariomycetes; Cephalothecales; Cephalothecaceae
Exons: 1
Source: RefSeq, a predicted model, not a curated record